AUGGGCAAGACUUCGACCAACUCUCGCUUCAAUCUUCCGGGCCGUUAUGCAUGGGCACUGGCGGAAUUGACCGGGCCCAUCAAUCUGCUAUACAUCCUUCUGACCCUGCCGUCAAAGCUCGAUCCUGCGCCUCACUCGACGACAAGCUUUUUGGGGACAGGCCUACCGGCUCAAUAUGAGAUACUGGCGUGUCUAUAUCUCAUUCACUAUGCAAACCGUGCCGUCGUCGGCCCGCUGUAUCUGGCCCCGAGCAUGUCCCAGAUUCACCCGACUGUGGCCGUAUUCAUGGCUCUCCACCAGUUUGCAAAUUCAAGCAACAUUGCCAGCGGGCUUGUGUAUUCUGCGCUCGGGAGCGACGGCGAACAUGGCUCCAUUAUCUCCUUUACAUCGGUGGUUGGCCUCUUUAUGUUCUUCUCAGGGCUGGCGGGAAACAUCCGGGCCGAAAAUACUCUGUUCGAUCUUCGACGAGGAGCUGCAAAGCGGAAGGCAAGGUCAGAAGGGAGGGUCCAGAUCACUUACGACAAGGUCUACGUCGUUCCUCCACCUGAAGGCCCUUUCAAGUAUGUCUUGUUCCCGCACUAUGUGUAUGAGUGGCUUGAAUGGACAGGAUUCUGGAUCCUUGCAGGCGCGUGGGGUCUAGGAUGGGGAUACCACAGCCCGGCACUGUGGUUUUUGAUAGUCGAGGUGGCCACGAUGCUUCCAAGGGCGGUGGCCGGUCGGCGAUGGUAUGAACAGAAGUUUGGAAAACGGGCAGUGGCCGGCCGCGCAGGCGCAAUUCCUGGACUUGGAUUAUGA
Messenger RNA from Capronia epimyces CBS 606.96, 795 nucleotides. RefSeq lists its product as uncharacterized. The record is from RefSeq and is a predicted model, not a curated record. The coding region runs from base 1 to 795 and encodes 264 amino acids. The transcript has a single exon. NCBI's taxonomy places the organism in Eukaryota, Fungi, Ascomycota, Eurotiomycetes, Chaetothyriales, Herpotrichiellaceae. Gene Ontology annotation, biological process: lipid metabolic process. Gene Ontology annotation, molecular function: oxidoreductase activity, acting on the CH-CH group of donors.